CAAUAUUUCCUUAACCGCUGUGCACAUGACAAAGUUCACGCAUGUCCGCGAAUGGCCGCUUCUGGAGUCUGCGCUGUUUGUUCUCAUGUCGUACGCCGCUUUCCUCAUCGCAGAAGUGUGCGAACUUACAGGCGUUGUGGCAGUACUGUUCUGCGGGAUUUGCCAAGCCCACUACACAUACAACAACCUGUCAUCGGACUCCCGUAACCGGACCAAACAACUAUUCGAACUGCUGAACUUCUUGGCUGAGAACUUCAUAUUCACCUACAUAGGGGUUUCGAUGUUCACCUUCCCGAAACACCAUUUCGACCCGUGGUUCAUCAUUGCUGGAUUUAUCACUUCGACCCUGGGCCGAGCCGUUAACAUCUAUCCUUUGUCGUUCCUGUUGAAUUUGGGAAGAAAACCACCCAUCCCGAUGAACUUCCAACACAUGCUUUUCUUUUCUGGUCUCCGAGGCGCUAUGUCUUUCGCGCUAGCCAUCCGCAACACGGUGUCCGAAGCGCGGCAAGCUAUGCUGACCACCACUUCGCUGAUCGUUAUCGCCACCGUGGUUCUUCAAGGCGGGGCCGCGACGCAUGCACUGGCUUACCUACGUAUACCUACCGGGGAAAACCAAAAUGAUGAAAACGAAGCUCUUCCCUACCGCGAUGUUAGAAGUCUCUACCAGGCUACGGACUCCGGCGGACCGACUGGCAGCAUGGUAGUUAAGUGGGGCAAUGGCGCGAAGGGAGUGGUUAUGCCUUGGCAACUUAACUCGUAUGACGAGGGCGGUAGAGGAUCAGGCGACGGCACUGUGGGUGAGAAAGCCCGCCUCGCCAGGCUUUGGGGCGCCGUGGACUCGCGUCUGCUCAAACCCCUGCUUACCCACGCUCGGCCCCCUCUCACUGAAACUCUGCCGGGUUUCAUGAGACCCGUAGCUCGAGUGCUGACGACCACCCACCAAUAUACACAAGGGGAUAAUACCCUUAGAAGAACUGAUUCUGAUUCUGAUCUCUGCAUUGAUGAAACACAACCUGUACCUACAAGCAUUGAUCCACAGCUGUCGAUUAAUGUUCGGAACGGAUAUGGGCAUGUUUAAAAGCUUUAUAGUAUAUUUUUGAAUUACGGCUGUGAUAUAAAAUGGUUCACGUAGUAGGUAGUUAGAGAAUUGUUUAAAUUAAUGGAGGACAAUAUUUCUUGAUUAUUGCACGCAGCAAAUUUGGCCUGGACUCGUCGACACACGGAUAUCGGUAGAGGGUAUCACCGGCAGUAAUAUAUAAUCGUACCUGCCAGUUAACAAAAUGUAAUAACAGAGUGCCACAUUAAAUAUAAUUAUGUAUUGUUUUUUUUUUAAUAUCAUUCAAAUAAAAUAUUUUAAUGUAGUGCUGGUGCACUCUUUAUGUACAUUUUAUCAUUUUUAGAUGAGCUCCAAGUAUUUACUACCUGAAUGUGAUAUUAUAGUAAAUGUAAUGUGAUUUUUGUGACAUGUUGAAAAGACCAACAAAUAAUCCUUUAUUAAAUACUUUGUAUGUGCUCUACUAUCGUAAUUCAUGGCAGAUUAUGUCGAUCUUUCUAGUCUACUUUAGAAGAUGUAAAUUGUAUCAUCUAUCUUUAAUAUACUUUGAUGUAUUUUGCUAUUCCGCUUUUGACAGUGUCUUUAAAAUAUUUGGCUUUUUUAAAUUAUUAACCCAUUAAAUGGGCUUUAUAUUAUUUUAUGGUCAUUUGAAGUAUUUGAAAACCUUUAUAUCUGAUCUGGGGUACGAUUCUCAUGCAAUCGAAAAAAGUUCACAUUCGAAAAAUAAUUCGAAGAUCGUUCAGAGGGUUUUAUUAGGUUUUUUCGACUAUUUACACCGUUUGUGCAUUCUCAGAAGUUCACAAUCGAAAAAGUUCGAUCGAAAACCACUCGAACGCUACGAGUGCUAUGUACCAGUCGAUGUUAAAAUUCGUAUACGAAUUUGCCUGUCAAAGUACUCCAAGUCAUAAUCCUAUGAACUGUGAAAUAAAACCAAGAAAUUUUGUAUUUUGCAAGGAUAAUUAAUUUGUUAUAAUAUAUGCCUCCAAUAAAACUCGUAUGAAGAAAACUAAAUUGUUUGUUAUAUUUUUUUCAACGAUGACAUUGGCACUAAAAAGACUUGUACACGUAAUGAAAUAUUUAAAAUUGAACCUUUGUUAAAUUUAAAACUUUGUUUUGUGAUACUGUGUAUUAAUUAUACGGAAGUUACAGCACGUUUUGACAAACAUCGCAACAGACCGUAAAAAGAGUUCGUAUACGGAAAAAUUUGAUUGCAUGAGAAUUGUAUUCCUGUAUUACAACACUUUGAAUGUAGGUUAGUAUUACUUGUAUUUUGUUAUUAUCAAGCUGAUUGGGUUACCUAGGAAUCUACAUUUUAUCAAAAAAGCCUUAUGUUACACGUUCAUCCUUAGAAUAUUUAUUGAAAAAUAGGUAAAUAGGUGACUUGAAUAAUACAAUUUUAAUUUUACUCUAAGUAGUAAUUAUGACAUAAUUUCACUUAGUUAUAAUUUAGAUCUUGACAAUGUUUACAUUAUCAUAAUUAAUAUCAGGCACAUUAGUGUUGUCUUUCUGAUUAGCUGUACAAACAAUGUUAAUUUCUCUCAUAGCUAUUGAUUGGAAACAGAUUUCACAGGGUUAUUUGUGUGUGCUUAAUUGAAAUUA
Ostrinia furnacalis (Asian corn borer) is the source of this 2653-nucleotide messenger RNA. It is a transcript of the gene Nhe3, whose product is annotated as Na[+]/H[+] hydrogen exchanger 3. The transcript is spliced from 11 exons. Gene Ontology annotation, cellular component: recycling endosome; plasma membrane. The record is from RefSeq and is a predicted model, not a curated record. NCBI's taxonomy places the organism in Eukaryota, Metazoa, Arthropoda, Insecta, Lepidoptera, Crambidae. Gene Ontology annotation, molecular function: potassium:proton antiporter activity; sodium:proton antiporter activity. Gene Ontology annotation, biological process: regulation of intracellular pH; proton transmembrane transport; potassium ion transmembrane transport. The coding region runs from base 26 to 1078 and encodes 350 amino acids.